UAUAUAAUUUUUAUUUUGAUAUGGUAAUAAGUGUUGACUGGGAUAAGAUGAGGCCCUUGAUUACUAAAAUUAAAAUUUUGGAGAAAAUUACUAAAAUAAAAUAUUUUUUUGAAUAAAGGGUUUGGGGUGGAUAAUUACAAUGUGGGGCUGAGACCGAGGGAAUUGAGACACAGAAAGGUCAGGUUCAGUCUGGGCGAAAAACAGGCCCGCCCGCCCCUUCGCUGUUAUUUCUUGGACAUAAAAAUCUAUCUCCGGAAGGCAAAACGCAAAAGCGUCGGGAUUGGGAACCGCUCAAUUAUGACUCAUUGUAUAUCUUACCUCGCUUCUUCCUUUUCCUUGAACACCGUUAGCAAAUAUUCCGCAAGCUCAAACAACGGCUAUCGUCCAUCACCAACUGCUUCACUUCCAGUUUCUACGCUGCUAUUCUCAUCUUUUUCCCAAAAUUUCCCGAGAAACGGGAAAUUGGUCUCACGCAAAAGCGGAUACUAUCUCGCAAAACCUGCUGAACAAGAUUUGGAUACAAGAGAACCCUCCCCAGAAGUUUCUGGAGAAAAUGAUGGCAAUACAUCCACUAGUUUUUUAUCUAUCCUUUGUCCCCUCCUCCGGUUAUUCUCUGUAGCAACAUCUUCCUUAUCCACUUUGGCAAGAUUUCCUUGGGGAUCAAGAUCACUUUCAGAGAGCUUAGAGAGCCAGGAUAUAAUCAUUUCUGAUCCUCCCAUGCGUAUGCAACUCUUUGAAUUUGAGGCAUGCCCCUUUUGCAGAAGGGUUCGAGAAGCAUUGACAGAGCUGGAUCUUUCUGUAGAGGUCUACCCUUGUCCUAAAGGUUCUUUAAGACAUAGGGAAAUGGUUAGAAGCUUUGGUGGAAAAGAGCAGUUUCCCUUCCUCAUUGACCCAAAUUCUGGAAUAUCAAUGUAUGAAAGUGGUGAUAUAGUCAAAUACCUAUUCAAGCACUAUGGUAAAGGGAGAAGCCCCUCAAUGGGCCUUUUAGAAAGCACAUUGUUCACUGGAUGGAUGCCAACAAUUCUUAGAGCAGGCCGAGGAAUGAUGCUUUGGGACAAGGCAAGACAAGACCCACCAUCAAGAAAGCUGGAACUUUUCUCAUAUGAGAAUAAUCCAUAUUCACGAAUUGUACGAGAGGCACUUUGUGAGCUAGAACUUCCUUACAUCCUUCAGAAUGUGGGAGAAGGGUCUCGACGGACAAAAUUACUCCUUGAUGCAUCUGGAUCCAAAGAGGUGCCCUAUAUAAUGGAUCCUAACACUGGUACUCAAAUUGGUGAUUACAAGAAAAUAUUGUCUUAUUUGUUCAAGACAUAUUCAGCAGCCACUGUAUAGUUUUUGAUGAGGAGAUAUUAUUGGGGACUAUCAGAGAGCUGGAUAUACAUGUUUUUCAUCUUCCAUGCUUUUGCAACUCUUUGAAUUUCGUAAGCUUCUUGCUGAUCGAUCAUGAAUUUAGCUCAUCAUUUACUUGUAAAAGGCAGAAAAGUCACCCCUUUUACAUUCUGUAUUAAAGGGUUCAAGAAUGUUUAGCAAUGUGAUUUAUUUUAUUUUAUGGAAACAUGCACUCAACUUUUGAGGGAUUAUCUGGUUUGAUCCUUAAGUUUUUGAAUUUUAUCUUAUAAAAAGUAUCUCAUAAAAAUGGAUUUAAGUAUCUUUUUAUAUAUCAUAUCUUAUGGUCAUAUUUUCUCAAUAUGAGAUUGGGGGUGUCAUAAACUUAAUUUAAAGGUAGAAAAGCCUUUUAUACAAUUUAAAUUCUGAGGUUCAAGAAUGUUUAGUAAUGUUAUUUUACUUUGUUUCUAACCUUUUUUAAUGGAUGAUUUAGAUAGAAGAAAAACAACCCUACAUUUAUUGGCAGUAUAUAACAAUUUAAAAUUUCUUGAUAAAGUUUAGAUCUGUUAAUUCGUAUAAUCGUAUUAUGUUUUGUGUUAGAUGCGAUUUCAAAUACGACAAAUAGUCUUGAUAUGGAUAUGAAAUAAGUACUUAAAUGAUACAAAUUAUUUAAAUAUAAACAUAAUAUAUUUAUUAUAAAUGUUAUAUGUGAUAUGAUAUGAUUAACAUGUUUUAAUUUAUUUUGAAUGAUUAAUAUGAUAUAACAUAAUUAAUACGUUAGACAUGAUUGAUAUAAUUAAACACGAUUGAAACUAAAAUAUCUAAUCAAUCAAUCAAUGUUAAACCAAAAUGAUAACAUAGUAAAAAUAUUAAAAUUCUAAAUGCAUUCAACACUUUAAUCAUAUGUUUUCAUGAGAAAAAGAAUAUAAAUAUAGCAUAAAUAUAAUUAAUAACUAAAAAAGGAUGUCACUUACAUGGUAACGUAAUUAAAAUGUGAUUAAUUAAUUAAUUGUGUUUUAAAUAUGUAACAUACAUGAGACAUGAAACAUGACACAUACAUGAGACAUGAAAUAUG
Durio zibethinus is the source of this 2401-nucleotide messenger RNA. Lineage: Eukaryota; Viridiplantae; Streptophyta; Magnoliopsida; Malvales; Malvaceae. The record is from RefSeq and is a predicted model, not a curated record.